UAAGUUAUAACCGUAGAAACUUGUUUAUCAAUCAGUAGUGCAGCGAAAUUUCUUCUGUAUAUCUGGAAUUUACUAAACUUCAAAAUCUUGACUCAGUAUCGUUAUUUGAAUUCCGAUCUUUUAAAAUGGUUCUUUAUUCACAAGAUUAUAUUCAAAAGAAGCUGGAAAAAGAGCUCGAAGCAACAUUUGUUUCUGUUGAAGAUAUGUCAGAUGGCUGUGGAGCAAAAUUCAAUGCAAUUGUUGUAACACCUAAAUUUGAAGGUGUCCCUUUGUUGCAGAGGCACAGAAUGGUGAAUGAAGUUCUGAAAGAAGAAAUGAAUUCAAUUCAUGCUUUUACUCAGAAAACUCUUACACCAGAACAAUGGGAGAAACAAAAAUCUGCAAAUGUAGUAAAUCUGAAAUGUGAAGGUUUAUGCCAUGCAAAGAAUGUUGCUUGAUUGAAAUGCUGAACUCCAAUGCUCUGUGCAACAAAGUUUAGACUAUUUAAAAUAAAUAUUUUUUUAUUGAUUUCACAUACAAAAUAUAUCCAUGUUAAACUAUUAUAUCUGUAACAAUUGAUAUAAAAAUGUUUUGAUCUACA
Messenger RNA from Argiope bruennichi, 580 nucleotides. RefSeq names its product bolA-like protein 2. Gene Ontology annotation, biological process: intracellular iron ion homeostasis. NCBI's taxonomy places the organism in Eukaryota, Metazoa, Arthropoda, Arachnida, Araneae, Araneidae. Gene Ontology annotation, cellular component: cytosol; nucleus. Gene Ontology annotation, molecular function: 2 iron, 2 sulfur cluster binding. The record is from RefSeq and is a predicted model, not a curated record. The transcript has 4 exons. Bases 126 to 437 code for a protein of 103 amino acids.